AUGGCCAAGGCUUUCGAUUCCGUUACUCCCUACCCCGACCCCAAGGACGAUGUCCAGCUCGAGAAAUACAUCCAGGACAGGCGUGUCAUUGGCUAUGAUCCACUCGUUCAGCCGGCGCUUCUCCGCCACGAGAUUCCUGCCAGCAAGUACUCGCAGGCCACCAUUGCUUCUGCUCGCUUCAAUGCUGCCAGAAUUCUCUCUGGUGCCGACGACCGUCUUCUCGUCAUCGUCGGUCCUUGCUCCAUACACUCUACCGAGCAGGCCAUCGAGUACGCCAAGCUUCUGAAAGCGAAGCUGGAUUCUUGGCCCAAUCUCCUUAUUGUUAUGCGCGCAUACUUUGAAAAACCACGCACCACCGUCGGCUGGAAGGGUCUCAUCAAUGAUCCCAACCUCGAUGGUUCGUUCCAGAUCAACAAAGGACUGCGCCUAGCCCGACAGCUCCUAUGUGACCUGACCGACCUCGGUGUUCCCGUCGGCUCCGAGCUUCUCGACACUAUCUCGCCUCAGUACAUCGCCGACCUGAUCUCUUGGGGCGCCAUUGGCGCUCGUACCACCGAGUCUCAGCUUCACCGCGAGCUCGCCUCCGGUGUCUCCUUCCCCAUCGGUUUCAAGAAUGGUACGGACGGCAGCGUCUCGGUCGCCGUCGACGCCAUGCGCUCCUCCUCGAACCCCCACGCCUUCAUGGGUGUCACCGAGCAGGGUAUCGCUGCCAUUGUCAAGACCAGGGGUAACCAGAACGUUCACGUUAUCCUUCGUGGCGGUUCAAAAGGCCCUAACUUCGCUGCCGAGCAUGUCAAGGCCGCUGCCUCCGCCAUCGAGAAGGCCCGUCCCCAUCACCACACUUCAAUCAUGAUAGACUGUAGCCAUGGUAACUCGCAGAAGGAUCACAAUAACCAACCCAAGGUGACCGACAACAUCUGCGAGCAACUCGAGGCUGGCGAUCGUACCAUCACGGGUGUGAUGAUCGAGUCGCACAUCAACUCUGGCAGGCAAGACGUUCCCGCCGAGGGCCCUUCAGGUCUCAAGCACGGUGUCUCCAUCACCGACGCUUGCGUUGACUGGGAGACCACGGUCGGCAUGCUUGAUAGGUUGAACUUGGCGGUGCAGCAGCGCAGGGAAAAGGUCAUCCAGUCCGGCAUCAAUCGGUCACCGACUUACAAGCGUUCGACUUUGGCUAUGGCUACCGUCUCAUAA
Molecule: messenger RNA, 1194 nt
Organism: Stereum hirsutum FP-91666 SS1
Lineage: Eukaryota; Fungi; Basidiomycota; Agaricomycetes; Russulales; Stereaceae
Product: 3-deoxy-7-phosphoheptulonate synthase
Exons: 6
Coding region: 1-1194 (397 amino acids)
Biological process (GO): aromatic amino acid biosynthetic process
Cellular component (GO): cytoplasm
Molecular function (GO): 3-deoxy-7-phosphoheptulonate synthase activity
Source: RefSeq, a predicted model, not a curated record